Molecule: messenger RNA, 2061 nt
Organism: Lemur catta (Ring-tailed lemur)
Lineage: Eukaryota; Metazoa; Chordata; Mammalia; Primates; Lemuridae
Product: transmembrane protease serine 11F
Exons: 10
Coding region: 50-1363 (437 amino acids)
Biological process (GO): proteolysis
Cellular component (GO): plasma membrane; extracellular region
Molecular function (GO): serine-type endopeptidase activity
Source: RefSeq, a predicted model, not a curated record
GAUAUAGAUCAGAUGUUGACUGAAUAGAAGCUGCCCCAGUCUUGGGUUCAUGAUGUACGCACCAGUUGAAUUUUCAGAAGCUGAAUACCCACGAAUUGAAUAUCAAAGAAGACAGCAAUUUUGGGACCCUAUACGGCUAGCUCUUUUCACAUUGGUGAUUGUAGCAAUCAUAGGCAUUGCAAUUGGUAUUGUUACUCAUUUUGUUGUUGAGGAUGAUAGGUCAUUCUAUUAUCUUGGCUCUUUUAAAAUCACAAAUAUCAAAUACAAAGAAAAUUACGGAGUGAGAUCCUCAAGGGAGUUUACAGAAAGGAGUCAUCAGAUUGAGAGAAUGAUGUCUAGGAUAUUUCGACGUUCCGGAGGGGGUCGAUUUAUCAAAUCGCAUGUUAUCAGAAUAAGUCCAGAUGAACAAGGUGUAAACAUUCUUGUGGUGCUAAUGUUUCGAUACCCAUCUACCGACAGUAUUGAACAAACCAAGAAAAGAAUUGAAAAGAUUUUUUAUCAAAGUAUGAAGAUUAAACAAUUGCCUUUGACUAUAAAUAAACCAUCAUUUAGACUCACACCUAUUGAUGGCAAAAAGAUGAGAAAUCUUCUCAACAGUCGCUGUGGGAUAAGGAUGACAUCUUCAAACAUGCCGUUACCAGCAUCCUCUACCACUGAAAGGAUUGUGCAAGGACGGGAAACAGCUAUGGAGGGGGAGUGGCCGUGGCAGGCCAGCCUCCAGCUCGUAGGGGCCGGCCAUCAGUGUGGGGCCAGCCUCAUCAGCAACACGUGGCUGCUCACAGCAGCCCACUGCUUCCGGAAAAAUAAAGACCCAAAUAAGUGGAUUGCUACUUUUGGUACAACCAUUACACCACCCGCGGUGAAACGAAGUGUGGGGAAAAUUAUCAUUCAUGAAAAUUAUCACAGAGACACAAAUGAAAAUGACAUUGCUUUGGCUCAGCUGACUACCCGAGUUGAGUUUUCAAAUAUAGCCCAGAGAGUUUGCCUCCCAGAUUCCUCUAUGAAGUUGCCACCUAAAACAAGCGUAUUUGUCACAGGCUUUGGAUCCAUUGUAGAUGAUGGACCUACACAAAAUAAACUUCGGCAAGCCCGGGUAGAAACCAUAGGCACUGAUGUAUGUAACAGAAAGGAUGUGUAUGAUGGCCUGAUAACUCCAGGAAUGUUAUGUGCUGGAUUCAUGGAAGGAAAAGUAGAUGCAUGUAAGGGUGAUUCUGGUGGACCUCUGGUUUAUGAUAAUCAUGACAUCUGGUACAUUGUAGGUAUAGUCAGUUGGGGACAAUCAUGUGCUCUUCCCAAAAAACCUGGAGUCUACACAAGGGUGGCUAAAUAUCGAGACUGGAUUGCCUCAAAGACUGGUAUCUAGUGUGCAUUGUCCGUGAGUUACAUUCAUCGCACAUGGAGCUGAGACUGUUGCAUAUUGUGUAUUAUUUAUAUUCAUGUGGUUUGGAUAAGUACUUUUGCUAAGAUGUCAAGAAACCCUUCAAACCCAGCCAAAUCUGGUACCAUGCAGUGGCCUUUGUGUAUGUAUGGCCAAACUCUCUCUCUUCCAUGAGAGAAAAAACAGCACCAAUUCCUCACUCACCAUGGAAACUGCCUGUGAUUCUUCUUAAUAAGGUGAAUAUUUAGUAGUGCUUUCCCUCAGUGGAAGACAGGAACAUCAUUUCCCACAGGAUAUCAAGAGCUACCAGUGUUACCAAAAUCUAACCUCAAUAAUACCUGGAGUACCUGGGCUUCUUCUAGUGAAAAAUCCAAGAACAAUCUUCUCUGAGGAUUCAGGACUUCAACAUUCUAGAACUGCUGAAUGGACAUUCAAUGGCCAGAAUGUAGAAGCAUGGCAUCUGCAAUAUAACUCUAACCUGGGUUUAUAGGUAAUAAUACAGACGUUAACAUUAGCCACAAAAUGUGACAUUUGAAAACUGUUUCAACGUAUGAAAACUUGCUAUUACCACUGUGUUAUACACUCAAGCACUGGCUUCAGGAAAGCAGGUUAAGAAGCAUUUCUGAAUUUAUUAUUCAUCAACAUUGUGCCAUCUGGACAUAAAAUACAGUCAGCCUAGAGAG